AGGAAUCACCAGUAUCUAAGUUCUUGCCUAGAAGGGAAUCAUCCGGAGGUUCAGCGCGGGAAGCUGAAUCAGAUGAGGACAGCAUAGCCGACUUACCAUUGAAUCUUGUCUCAACGCAAAUGACUGAAGGAGAGUUGCUCUAACAAUAAACUACAUUAACAAGAAACUCUUCCCUCCCAGAUAAUGUAUUCUGAAAAAUACCCAGUGAUAGCAUCUAUACUUAAUAGUAUCAGAUUUGUACUACAGUGUUAAAUUUUUUUACAAAAUAUGCUCUCUUGCUUGGGAUUUUUAACUUGUACUUAUACGAAAAUACUCAUUUUGUAGCGAAUCUUUCAUAAGUUUUUACUGUUUUUGUGUUUUCUAAGGAGUCCAAUUGUGAUAUUUUUCAUAAGCUUUUUACUUCCGUUUUUACAAAAGUUGAAUAUAGAACAUAACCAAACUUUUGCUUAUGCCAGUAGUACCAUUUACCUUAGUAUUCACUAUAUUUUUUGUAUAGAUUGAGAAUGGACAAAACUUUUAUAUCGAUUUGAUAGUAUUUAAAUAACCAAUAAUAACAAAGAAGAUGAUUCUGAAGGAUGAGUGACAAGAUAAAAAAUAUUAAAAUAAAAAGAAUUCUACAGCCAACUUAUGAAAGUAUUGAUAUGUUGUUGCCUUCAUACUUUAUAUCAUGAAACUGUUAUCCAUUACUAAUAUUUGAUGACAUGGAUAUUGAGCUAGAUGGGCUUUAAAUUUAUUUAUUGAACAAACUUUUAUUUGUGGUAAAUAUUUGUUUUGCCCAGAUCGGAACAUUUUGAAAAUAUUUUUGUUUGUAUUCGAAUAAAAUAAUGGGUAGAACACGAUUCUGAAAUCAAAACGCGCAGUCUCCCUUGGUUCGGAAAUUAUGUCCCAUCAAAGGGUAAAAGAUCCACUGUCUAUUGUUCACAAAAAAAUUAUAUACACAUGAUUUUAUUUACCACGUCUAGUAUAUACAUUAAUCUACCUUGCUUUAUACUUUUUUAGUCACAAAUUUACCCUUUCCUUGAAAAAAUAUAUUGUUAGAACUGUUUCCUGGUGAAUUUUCGAUCUGAAUUUUAUCAGUGGAAUCAGAAAACAGCUCUAAUAAAAAUAUAUUUUUCUGUGAAUAAAAUCAUGUGUAUUUCAAUGGUUUCCUUGUGCCAAAAAAAGGUGGAUUUUUUAAUAAAUUGAUGGAUUUAGCCGUUACUACGUGGUAGGAGAUCAUAAU
This is a messenger RNA of Leptinotarsa decemlineata (Colorado potato beetle), 1222 nucleotides long. Its product is annotated as GATA zinc finger-domain containing protein GATAd. Lineage: Eukaryota; Metazoa; Arthropoda; Insecta; Coleoptera; Chrysomelidae. The record is from RefSeq and is a predicted model, not a curated record. Gene Ontology annotation, biological process: cell fate commitment; negative regulation of transcription by RNA polymerase II; positive regulation of transcription by RNA polymerase II. Gene Ontology annotation, molecular function: RNA polymerase II cis-regulatory region sequence-specific DNA binding; zinc ion binding; DNA-binding transcription factor activity, RNA polymerase II-specific. Gene Ontology annotation, cellular component: nucleus.